UCAAAAUCUGUAUGUUAUCCUUUUUUAUUUUAUUACUCUCAUUUACAACAAAAAUUCCUCGAGUUGCCCUUCCUUACUCAUAGUAGUUGAAUAUGAUCAAGCCUCUGGGCGUUUAUCCAGGAGCUGGCACUGUGGCUCUAAGGCGAGACAUGGAUGAUAUGUCAUUGUUCUAUGAAGAGCGCUCAGCGGCACAUCGUCGCAAACACUUUAAAGUGAUCCAAUGUCCAAGGCCGGGGCUGUGCUUCGUCUUUCACGGAAUGAUUCUAGAUGCAUGUGAGCAUUUUGCCAUAGACUUUCUCACAAAACAGGGAAGUGAAAUAUGCGACGACUGCGAUGUGUUGUUGCAAAUAGGGUCACGCCUUCCCCAAAACUAUAUUACGCGCAACUCUCGGCUUAAGGGAAUGUGGGGACCCGAGGAGAACUCAUCCUAUCUAAGCUUCCAGCUAACCCGCGGAAAGUCUUUUUGGAUGCAAAUAUUACUUACUGAGGAGUGCUUUUUAAUUUCCGUGAAUGGAUAUCACUUUGCAAAAUAUGUUCACCGUAUGCCAUAUCGAUGGUUGGAAGCUGUGGACGUACUUGGCGAUGUCUCUGAUAUAGUAAUCGAUACAUACUAUGUUUCAGAGUACCCUAUACGUCUAACCCACUCAUUGCCUCGAGCCAUUAAACAUUUAUCAAGAGAUUUCCAGGAUGAAGAGCACCUGGAAACUGAAUGGAAGGUCUUAACUUCUCUGGCAAAGAUGUCAUCGAAAAAGUACCUGUACCAGCCGAGUCUUCCACUUCCCUUUUAUGGAAAGCUCUUGGAAGAUGAGGUCCUCAUCGAAGGACGAGCGCUUCGAAUCGAAGGCCGCGUAUGUUUGAUGCCCCAAAGAUUCAGUAUAGCGUUCCAGAAAGGACAGGAAAUUUGGCCACAGCCCACAGUCUCGUUUUAUUUUAGCCCAUGCUUCUUGCGAAGUAGAAAUGACAAAGUCGGUAAGGCUAUAAUUACUCGGCGUGCCUAUUUAAAUGGUGAGUGGGUGCACUGUACAGUGUCGCGCCUAAAUACAAGUCUUAGACCAGGCGGCGCCUUUGUCAUAGUAAUUGUCUGCCGAGAUAGCUAUUACGAACUCUUUGUAAACAACAGGUCGUUGUUUCAUUUCAAGUAUCAAAUGAAGCCAGAUUGUGUGGAUAUUGUGAAUAUCCGUGGAGAUAUUAGGCUUUGGGAAGUAGUCGUCGAGGGCAGCAAUAUUAUUAAAAAGCCACGUGUGCGUACGAACAUGGAACGUGCUAUAAAAGCCUGGAAGCGCACAGAGAUCCCGCAACUUGAAAUAUAAUUAUAUCAGUGACAUCCUUUCUGUGUAGAUCAAUUAAUAAACCAAUAUUCGGAAAUCAAA
Molecule: messenger RNA, 1370 nt
Organism: Drosophila takahashii
Lineage: Eukaryota; Metazoa; Arthropoda; Insecta; Diptera; Drosophilidae
Product: galectin-4
Molecular function (GO): carbohydrate binding
Source: RefSeq, a predicted model, not a curated record